Molecule: messenger RNA, 2096 nt
Organism: Labeo rohita (rohu)
Lineage: Eukaryota; Metazoa; Chordata; Actinopteri; Cypriniformes; Cyprinidae
Product: nicotinamide N-methyltransferase
Exons: 2
Coding region: 52-930 (292 amino acids)
Cellular component (GO): cytosol
Molecular function (GO): N-methyltransferase activity
Source: RefSeq, a predicted model, not a curated record
UAUUUGCGCCAGUACGGACAGUAGCCUACAGUUUUGUAACGUGUUGUAAUUAUGAGUGAACCCACGACCUUCACUGAGGGAGAGUUCUAUGAGGGGCAUUUUGACUCCAGAGCAUAUGCGAAGAAUUUUUAUUCCUGCCCUAGCGGUCAGGCUGACGAGAAGAAUUUCCUUACUUUCGUAUUGAGAUGCCUUAGUAGAGUUUUCUCAGCGGGUAAGCAAUCCCUAUCAAUCGAAUCGCUAGGUCUAAAUGUUCUGUUAUUCCGAGAUUAUUUUGGCACAAAUGUUUGUUUUAAAGGAGAACAUAAAGGCAAGCUGCUGAUCGAUGUGGGCAGUGGACCAUCUAUCCACAGCGUCUUAAGCGCGUGCGACCAUUAUGACGAGAUCGUGCUGUCUGAUUUCGCAAGUAACAAUCGCAGAGAAAUUGAAAAGUGGCUGAAAAACCAAGAAGGAAGUUUAGAUUGGAAACCUGUGCUGCAGUAUGUCUGUGAACUGGACGGGAAAAUCCCAUCCAAAUUGGAGGCUACACUGAAACAACGAGUCAAGAAAGUUUUAAAAUGUGAUGUGCGGUUGGAGAAUCCAUUUGAUCCACACACACUGGAACCAGCUGAUUGUGUCAUUACAUCUCUGUGUCUGGAAGCAGCGUGUAAAGACAUCCAAACAUACUGUCGUGCUUUACAUGGGCUGACCAAACUACUGGGUCCUGGUGGACUUUUGGUCAUGAUAGGUGUUCUGGGUGAGAGCUUCUACAAGGUGGAUGAACAGCUCUUUUCUUGUCUUAGACUGAGUCAAGAUAACAUUAAAGAAGUGCUCAGUGGUUUAGGCCUCUCAAUCCAUGAGUUUACAAUACUGCCUGCAGCAGACAGACAGAACAAUGCUGUGUCUGACUUUGAGGCUAUUUUUCAUCUUGUAGCGAGAAAACCCUCUGAAUGACAGAGCAAACAGAAAGAUUUACAUAAUACAGCAAAACAGUUGUAUUUAAAGCUAAAGCAUACCAAAGAGGAGCUCACUAAAAAUGCGUCUGCAUCACAUUCGCGCUACAGCGGCCCCCUAGAUUUGGCAUUUUAGAUGAGUUUUGACUUUUGAAACUUGUAAUGUGUUUUAUAAUAUAAGGCUUUUAAAAAGAUGGAUCAUAAGAAGAAAAUCAUUUUGGUUAAAAUGUUCGCUUUUUUAAAAUAUACUAAUGAAGUAAUUAAAUGAUUUGUUUCUUUACACAAAUAGUACAAAAGAGAGCUUCGUCUGUGCUCUCGGAGAAUAUUAGAGAAUUCAUCCAAACAUUCCUCUUUAUGAACAAUUUUAAUAACCAACGAAACAACCAACAGCACGAAGGAAAUAAAGCAAGUAUAUCUUGGAAAUAAACCAAGACUAAGCUUGUGUAGUAUCGGUCAGCAUGACUCCAGGUCAUGGGCAUCUUUUGUUAGUACCACAAUCUCACCAGCAACACAGGGGAGACCCAGUCUUCGCAGUAUUACCUGUCAGAACUGCUUUUAUAUUAGCUGAAUUCAAAUCCAUGUUUAAAACACAGUUUUCUUUUGCUUUUAAUUAUUUGUAAUUGUGUAUGUUUUUCUUGUAUGUAUGUUUCUUUUCCUUCUCACCUUUAUGUACAGCACUUUGACCAACUAAGUUGAUUUUAAAUGUGCUUUAUAAAUAAAAUUGAAUCAAACUGAAUGUGAGAAUCUGCUUUAUAUCAGAGCAAGUGUUCCAAAUGGACAGUUAAAAAAAAAAUGAACUGAUUGGUUCUUGCUCUCAAGCAGAAAUUUGUGACUCUCACAGGCUUCAUUCUUUGAUUAUAAUACUUUAAUAGCCUGCUUCUCGUGGAGAGUUCAUAUAGUUAAUACAGAAAACUGCUUAAGUUGUGUGCAUUCAAAAGAGAUAUUUUCUCAACUUUUCAGUACAAAUUCAAACAUUCUGCUUGGAAUUGACUAAUUUAAUUUCACUGUAUCUUGAACUGAUUCCACUAUUUAAUUUUUGUGAUAAUAAGCGAGAGUGGGGUAAGACGUAUGUUGCAGAUUAAUGGGGUGACCAUUUGUCAUAUGACCAUAUAUUAAAAUGUGCCAAUUAUAUACAAAUGCCUGCAUUUUUCAGUUUAAUAUUUGUAG